AUCUUCCGGGUUGAAAAUAAUUUUUCUGGGAUCAAAAUCGGUGAUGUAGCGCAAAUCUGCUAAUGAAGUGAUGACGCGUCGGUUUCUCAUUAUUAUUCAUAGCAGUGUUUUCUGAUCCUUUGAGAAGACUCUGCUUCUUAAUUACACAUGCUUUCCGAAGACAAAGCAUACCUGCCAAGCUGAGACCCAGUGAUUGGUUAAGAACGCGUCGCCACGGCACGAUUCGUACGAGCACGAGUUUAUUUUUAUGAUCCAUGGGGUUUGUUGCAUGUUUUUCUCCGCGAUUCUGCAGACCUGAUACAGCAAAGCUGUUGGUUUGCAGCAAGCAAAUGUGAAGUGCUGCUGUGUUUAUGUUUAAAAUCUCCAGAUUACCGGCAGGGCUAAUGGUUGAAACAGACGAGGCAAGAGACCUGCUGCACUGCUAUCCAUGUGUUUGUUUUCAGACCUGGGGAUUAAGGAGUGAAGUUCUCCUUUUUUAGUGGUUGUUGUGUAUAUGAAAUUAUGAAUAACAUUGUAGCAGGGUUUUAAAUGACAUACUUUUUAUUUCUUUGCUUUUUAACUUUUUAAACUAUAAAAUCAUGGAUCUCCUCACGGUUUGCGUCUCAUUUUGUAAGCCAACUGACAGUUCACUCCCCUCUUUCUCCCUGCUUUGCUGGCUAUGCCCACUCCUCUCUCUGCAUGCUUGCAGUGCUCCACAACCAUCAUGAAGCAUUUUAUGAAAAAAUUCUGAAGUAAACAUGAACGAAAGAGAGAGAUUUCAUUGCCCUUUAAGGAUCAAGUUCGCUGUGGAUAUAAAUAGUGUUUGCCUUAAAUUUUUUUGUUGAAUAAAGUUAACCUUACAAGUUAUUUUAACUUAAAAAACAAGUUGAAACAUAGCUACAGUAUAGUUUCCUUAGUUAAAUUAGCAUAAAACUAGCAUGUUGUUAUGACCGAUCAUGUAAUAUAUAAUCAGGUGAUAUAUGCACACAGUUAAAACAUUUGUUUAUUAAAAUAUCUCAAUUAUACUAAAAUAAAACUGGGUAGAGCUUGAUGCCCUCUAAACUUCUUUAAACGUUUACAUUAAAUAAACCUGCAUGAAAUCAAAUUAAGUCCUACUCUCUUAUAUCAACACCACUAACAGUAAAAGUUACGACUUGUUGAUUGACUCAGUGUGAACUUGUGAAAAUGUGCAAAAACAGAUGCAUCACCUUGCAUGCAAAACCCCCCACACAAACACACCUCCUGAUUCUGCUCUGACCACAAAGAUGACUAAGAAAGGGCAAUUAAAAAGCGGUUAUUUCCUCAUUGCUCUCACACUUGAUGUUAAAGGACAUCUGAGAAAACACAUUGAUUUUUGGCUGAGAGGACGGUCCACUCAAUGGAUAUUUGCAGAAAUUUGAUUGUGUUUCACUUCUUGGUGUUCACCUUUUUUAAAGUGACAGUUUGCUCUGACGUAUCAAUUGUUGGAGGCAAAGAUGUCAAAAAAGCUUUAUCGUGGAUGGUGUCCAUUCAGGUAAACCAGAAUCAUAAAUGUGGAGGAAUCCUGAUUCACAAAGAGUGGGUUUUAACAGCGGCGCAUUGCAAAGAAGACUCCUAUUCAUCAGUGACGGUUCUCAUAGGAUCUCUAUCUCUGAGUAAAGGCUCUCAGCGUAUUGCCAUCCACAAUUACGAAAUCCCUGAAACAUUCAAUAAAAAGACUAAAAAAGACGACAUCAUGCUCAUUAGGCUAAGCAAAAAAGUUAAAGCCAAACCCUACAAAAUCCCUAAAAAGGAAAAAGACGUCCAACCCGGAACAAAAUGUGUUGUGAGAGGUUGGGGAACCACUGAUUAUAAAGGCAAGCAAGCUUCUGAUAAACUGCAAAUGUUGGAGGUGUUGGUGGUGGACAGAGUGCAGUGCAACCGCUACUAUAACAGAAAUCCUGUCAUCACCAAAGACAUGCUGUGUGCAGGAAACACACAGCAGCACAGAGGAACCUGUUUGGGAGAUUCUGGUGGACCUCUGGAGUGUGAGAAAAACCUGGUUGGAGUGCUUUCAGGCUCACACGGAUGUGGGGAUCCCAAAAAACCCACAGUGUACACGCUUCUGUCCAAAAGACAUAUCACCUGGAUCAAUAAAAUACUGAAACAGCAAUUCAACAGCACACGCUUUUAGGAAACCAAACUUUUCCAGCUUAUAUACAGUAGCCUGCACUUUCAGAAAUAAAGGUACAAAAACUGUGACUGGGGUGUAGCUGUACCUUAGGGCUGCAUCUAGACUUGUUAGCACCCUAGGCGAGAUUAUUAUUCAUUAAAUACAUAAUAUAAUGCAUCUUUUAAAUAGUUAUUCCAUCUACGUAAUUUUUUUUUCUGAAAAUAUGCUGUUCUUUUUUAAAAAUGUUUGUGACUUUAAAUUUCUACAUUUAUAUUCACAACCAGUGUUUUUACAAUGUUAAGCAAAUUUUGAAAUAAAGCUAAAAAAAACAAUGUGUCUGAUAUUGUAUUAUAUCAGCCCCUCUAUUUGUUCCUGCUUAUUUUCUAGUAAACAACCAUUAAAAUGUACACACAGAAUGCACAUUUUAUCUUAAUUUAUGUAUCUUCAUGCCGUCUAUGAUGACUUUUUCCAUCCUCAGAAUAAUAAAGAAGAUUU
Messenger RNA from Danio rerio (zebrafish), 2605 nucleotides. Lineage: Eukaryota; Metazoa; Chordata; Actinopteri; Cypriniformes; Danionidae. The record is from RefSeq and is a predicted model, not a curated record.